Gadus morhua (Atlantic cod) is the source of this 3252-nucleotide messenger RNA. RefSeq names its product nuclear receptor subfamily 1, group H, member 5 (gene nr1h5). The transcript has 12 exons. NCBI's taxonomy places the organism in Eukaryota, Metazoa, Chordata, Actinopteri, Gadiformes, Gadidae. Gene Ontology annotation, cellular component: RNA polymerase II transcription regulator complex. Gene Ontology annotation, biological process: bile acid signaling pathway; negative regulation of transcription by RNA polymerase II; negative regulation of inflammatory response. Bases 303 to 1820 code for a protein of 505 amino acids. The record is from RefSeq and is a predicted model, not a curated record. Gene Ontology annotation, molecular function: zinc ion binding; RNA polymerase II cis-regulatory region sequence-specific DNA binding; nuclear receptor activity.
GUGUGUGCGUGUGCGUGCGUGCGUGCUCGGGAAGUUGUGUGUGUGAGGAUGGAGGGCGGCGUGUAGUCAACAUUGCAAAAUGCUACUGGUCGACAAACGAAGAAGAUUGCAGGUCAGCCAGACCAAGAGACUCACUGCCACUAAAACCGGGGGCCGAUCUUAGAAGCUGAGCCCAGCGAGGAGCCUGAGACCUGGGUGCCGGAGAGCAGAGAGCAGCCCGGAGCCCCGCGGUCAGAGAGGACGUCAGAGUCAGGGAGACCGUACUUCCAGUGACAGUGACAGAGGCGUGUACGGGGGUCCAGAUGAGGGAGUGGUCUGAGAUGGAGAUGAUGUCGUCGGGGGGCUUCCUCUCGGUCCCGGACCCGUACGGCCCCCCCGAGCCCCUCCAGUGCUACGACAUGCUGUCAGACCCCCUGGCCUUCCCCUUCCAGGAGCCGGACUUCCAGCUCCUCCCGUACCCCCAGCAGCAGUACCCCAGCGGCCCCGGGGCCCUCCCCUUCCACCACCUCUACGGCUCCACCGCCUCCCCCACCACCACCACCUCCUCCUCCUCCUCGUCCUCCUCCCCCUUCUCCUCCUCCCACCCCUGCCUCCCGCCGUACCAGUACAGCCCCCACUGCUCCGAGAGCCACUUCGGCCCGUUCGGCCCGCCGGCCCCGGAGGCCCCCCAGUACGGAGCCCCGGAGCAGGGGAGCGGGGUCGGAGCCCUGCCCCAGAACAGGAGGUCCCGGCUGGGCCCCGGUGGCCGGGCGAGGGCCCAGGAGGAGCUGUGCGUGGUGUGCGGGGACAAGGCCUCGGGGUACCACUACAAUGCGCUCACCUGCGAGGGCUGUAAAGGUUUCUUCCGUCGGAGCGUGACCAAGAAGGCGGUGUACCGGUGCAAGAGCGGCGGCGGCUGUGAGAUGGACAUGUACAUGAGGAGGAAGUGCCAGGACUGCCGUCUCAGGAAGUGCCGCGCGGUGGGAAUGCUAGCUGAAUGCCUGCUGACGGAGGUACAGUGCCAGUCGAAGAGGCUGAGGAAGGGGUCAAAAGGUCGUCUGGGAGGCCAGGAGGAGGAGGAGAGCACAGAGAGAAGCAGGGUCAGCUCCUCAAACAGGCUGCUAGCACAGUCGCUGUCGUCCAGACUGUCCCGGGACCAGGAGCUUCUCCUGCAGAGGGUUCUGGAGGCCCACCGGCAGUACCGGGCGCAGGACGGGACAAUCAGCCCGAUGUUUGAGUGGCCGUACGUGGAAGAUGAGGAGUGUUUGUUGUACGGAGUGUCCUCACACUUACAGAGAUUGCUCCAGUUCGCCAGGACGUUGCCGGGCUUCGACCUGCUGGAUGUCUCCGACCAGGGCACUCUGCUCUCCGCCUGCUCCCUAGAGGUCAUGUUUCUGCUCUCUGCUCAACAGUUCUCCCAUAACCGGGUCGCCCCCAGCCCAGCCCUCCAGCCUUUCAACAUCUCAACACACCACUGGCUGAAGAGCUUGGAGACCAAGGAAAACAACUGCAGGACGUCACACAAUUCAGAGCCCAGCGAGGACCCCCUGACCUCGGUACUCAGCUUCUUCCACAGCAUGACGGCUCUGAGGGUGACGGACGCGGAGUACGCCCUGCUCACCGCCACCGCACUCCUCUGCUCCGACCGGCCCGCCCUGCACGCCCCAGGCACGGUGGAGAGCCUCCAGGAGGUGGUCCUGGAAGUGCUGUCGCAGCUCUGCGUGUCCCAGGCCAGGGAGACGUGCAGCGGGCCCCAACACUUUGGCCGGCUGUUGGGCAGACUCACCGAACUGAGGACCCUGCGACACAACCACCUCCUGCUGCUCCGACAGCAGCCGUAGCCAAUGGCACGUCAGAGAGCCACCGGGCGACCUAUCACAGGGUGGCCGAGUACACGGACAGCCAAUUAACAAGUGGGUCAAUCACAGGCCUGUAAUUGAAAACUGGGCCAAUCGAAUGCUGUCCGUUUUGGCCUCCUUGUCCUGCUUCAAACGUUUUGUAUUACUAUUGGCCGCUUAACGAUCACUGGGUUAAUGAUUUCAUGAACCGUUAUUUUAUUUUUUUAAGGAUGUUUUUUUUAUGUGCAAGAGUUUAUAUUGUAUAUCUACCACAUAUGUACUUUUAAAUACAUUUAAGACAGUAUUAUUUUUGUAAUGUGACGAGAGAUCUUUCAUAGGCCCUCGCUGAUCAGGUGAGUUAGCUGCAGCCAAUGGGAGCUAAGCCAUAUUGUAUUGGCACAUUUCAACACAACUGACUUUCUAUUAACUAGACACACCCUUAUGAUUAUACAAAGCAGCUGGCAUUGCAACAAGACAUCCAACAGCAAGCCUUUUGUUCGGUUGUCAAAUACCUGUCAUGCCCUAUUGCAAACAUCCCAAGAUGAAAGACAACAGAAACCAUUUGUGAGAACGAGUCAGGUACACAUAACAUUAUGACACAUGUUGACAUCAGUCAUGACAUGACUCCUCCCAUGGGUGGGUCGUUUAUAACAUGAUUCACAUUCAAGCACUAUCGUUUAUAGAGGAAGUAAACAUGGUUAUCUGUUACACUGAAUUAUCAAUAUUGUAUAGCAUUUCUAAACUAUAAAAUGGCAGUUUCCGGCAGAAAAUGCUGAGGGUGCUGUAGUGAAAAGUGAGGUUUGAAUUGUUUGAUUAAAGCCACAUAGUUUAAGACGUAAAGAAAUGUUAAAUUGCUUAAGUGAAGGGAUUUGAACAGUCUAAAUGGAGUAAACAAUGUAAACAUGCACAUCAUUUAAAAAAAUGUACAAUGGUUGGAAACAAAUAAAGUGAAGUUUAACAAUAUUCUCUCAAAUUUUUUAUACCUCCUUUUUCUAAUUUUUUUUUUCUCUCCGAAAGAAUAAGAAAUAGAAAAUAUAUUUGUACAGAAUUAGAGCGCUUCAUGCAGCACUCUAUAAUUAAAACAAAACAGCCAAAGGGUUCCAAAAAAGUCUUUUAAUAAGAGUUGUUAUCAAUGAGAAAAAUACUGAUUCAGAAAAAAACAAGUAUUUGGCCAGUAGGUUAAAAUCUGCAGCCCAUAAACGUGUCCCCAUGAGCUUCAUAUUGUGGAAACCGUCAAUAAAUAAACUCUAUUCAAGUUAAAAACACCUCAGUAGAAACAUUUGCAAAGAAAGAAACAAAAAACACAGGCUAUAUUGUUCAAAAAAUCCUUUUACAUUUCUUUUUUAAAUAAAAUAUUUUAUUCUCAAUUUCAACCAUUAUGGCUUUCUAUAGCCUUCCAUAAAUAAAUUAUUUUUUCUUUGUAUAUAAAAAAAAA